Messenger RNA from Tuber aestivum (summer truffle), 3429 nucleotides. NCBI's taxonomy places the organism in Eukaryota, Fungi, Ascomycota, Pezizomycetes, Pezizales, Tuberaceae. The record is from the annotation of a GenBank genome assembly.
AUUCUGGCGCUGUUUUCUCCCAACUCGACAUAGAUCACCCCCCUUUUUUACUCUUACUUCCGACUCUCUAUCGAGCCUUUCAUACACUUUCUGAUAUAGCGAGCGAAGCUUUAACACCCCACUACUUCAAAAGAACGCUAUACGAAUAAUGUCUGUGGACAGGGGUGGCGGUCAUAACCGAUCCGGUAGCAUAGGACGAAAUGGAACUCAUACGAAAGACGACUCGAGCUCUUAUUCAAGCGGCCUUCAAGUGAUUGACGAGAAUAAGGAAUUCACGUACGUUGUCCGACCACGUUUAAUUGUUUUGCUCGUUGCGCGAGCGGCCCCUUUAAUGCCCCCUGCGUUCUCUCCGCGAGAGCUCGAUUCUAACCUUUAAGCAGGGCAGAGCUUCCAGCAUACUUGACGGCACAAAAAUUGAUCACCGCCGGUUUCUCAUAUCAUGUCGUCGCUGUCUUCGGCUCUCAGUCCACCGGCAAAUCCACCCUUCUCAACCACCUGUUCGGAACACAGUUCUCGGUAAUGGACGAGCAGGCCCGCAGACAGACCACCAAGGGAAUAUGGAUGUCUAGAGCUGUCGAGGAUACUAAGAGGUCCGAUCCGCGUGGAAUGGGAAAUAAUAUCCUAGUCAUGGAUGUUGAGGGUACCGACGGUAGAGAGAGAGGGGAGGAUCAAGACUUUGAGAGGAAAAGCGCAUUGUUCGCACUAGCGACAAGUGAAGUUUUGGUGAGCUUUAGUCCCUUUUAUUCAACGUGGGUCAUAGCCGAAGUGCCGUUGCAAGGGUUCACUGCUUCAAGAACCUACGGGGUGGAUUUGAUUUCUAUAUGCUGACAUUGAAUCUCCUAGAUUGUUAACAUUUGGGAACAUCAAGUUGGUUUGUACCAGGGUGCCAACAUGGGUUUGCUCAAAACCGUUUUCGAAGUCAAUCUUGGUCUAUUUUUGAAGGAUAAGAGGUUUGCAAAUCCUAUGAUGCAGUCACCAAGACAGCGCUGACACCAUUUUCUAGCACAACUCAUCGAUCUCUCCUGUUCUUUGUAAUCCGUGACCAUAUUGGUCAUACCCCACUCCAAAAUCUUUCGAAUACACUUAUGCAGGAUCUCAACCGGAUCUGGUCCUCGUUGUCAAAGCCACCAGGUUUGGAAGAUUCGAGAAUCAGUGAUUUUUUCGACUUUGAAUUUGUCGCUUUACCCCACAAGAUCCUUCAACCAGAAAGGUUUGUUGAGGAGACCCAAAAACUACAAAAGCGGUUCCGUGAAGGUAUUUCGCCGGGGGUGGAUGCUACGAGCGGGUCCAAUGGAGUGAGUCAGAGGGGUGGCGGCGGCGGAGUAUUCCUGCCCGUAUACCACAGGCGGAUACCUGCAGAUGGAUUCCCGCAUUAUGCCUCAGGUGUAUGGACGCAGAUCGUCACAAACAAAGAUCUUGAUUUACCUUCCCAACAAGAAUUGUUAGCUCAGUAUCGCUGUGACGAAAUUGCGGCAACUUGCACCGCCGGGUUUAAUCAGAUCAUGUCACCAUUUGAGGAGCAAGCUAAGACCGGUAGGGUGCUGGAGGGGCUCGGAAGUGCUAUGGGGGGGGCCCUUAGCGAAGCAAUGGGGGGAUUUGAGGAAUCCGGAGGGAGAUACCAUAAGGGAGUCUUUGAGCGCAAGAGAGAAGACCUUCGGGAGAACUUGGAGGGAAGAUUGCGAGGUCUUGUCGUUGGCCAAUUUUCUGCUCUCUCAAAGAGAGCUGUACAAGAGUUCACGGAAGAAGUUACAAGUAUCCUGAAAGUGGCAAAUGCUCCAGGGCGGAGCACAUCGUCAAACUAUGAUUUUGCUGUCGUGGUUGGCCAGACAAGGGACAAGGCUGUUGAUCGGUUCACUACAGAGGCCUCUGAGUUGCGCAUCCCCGGAGCAGAAUGGUCCGAUCAUGAAAAUGAACUCACCUCUCUACAAAUUGCACUAGAUGAAAUUGCAGCGAGGUUAAGGGGAGAGGAAAUGAAGCGGCUUGUGGCUCGUCUCGAAAAGGCGAUUCGAAUCAAGCUCGCAGAGCCAGUUGAGUUAGAAUUUAGAAGGAUGGAAGAUGACUCGAAAGAGAAGGGUAACCUCUGGGAUAGGGUUUGGAAAGUAUGGACCGAGACUGUUGGCGAAGGUGUUGAGGGCUUUCUUACACGGGCUGGUAGUCUUAAUGCUACUGAGAAAGAGCGAGAUAUCGGGGCAUGGAAACUGCGGAGGAAAGCUUGGGGAGUGCUUAAGGCCAAGAUUGAGGAGGAAGUUAUGGAGGGUAAUAUACUACUCAAGUUGAGAGAGAGGUAUGUUAAUUUGAUUUUUGUGAGAUUCUUGUACUUUUGCUAACUACCGACUAGCUUUGAGGAUCGUUUCCGCUACGAUGAGCAAGGGGUUCCUCGGGUAUGGAAACCUACAGACCCUAUCGAGCAAACUUACACUACAGCCCGUGAAGCAACACUCAAGUUGAUUCCUCUGAUUUCCCGUAUCCGCCUCUCUUCAGGAGCGGAGCCGCCAUUGGCCGAAUUCCUCGGUGAUCCGCCUAGCGACUUCGAGGAGGAUGUUGAUGAGAUGGGCAUUGCUAAAGACGAGUUUGAGGUAAUUGGUGAAGCUAAACAAGUCGACUUGUCGACCAGGUUCAAAAGAAUGGCAGAUGCAGUUUUCGUUGAAGCUAAGAGGAGCACUGUUAGUUCAGUGGCAGAGAUUCCGAUAUUUUUCUGGGGCCUCCUGCUCGCCUUGGGGUGGAACGAACUCUGGGCUAGUUAGUAUCCGCAAUCCGUGGUUUAUGUGACGUGAGAGGCUAAUAUGAAAAUCAUAGUACUACGGAGUCCUGUCUAUUUCAUCUUCCUGCUCUUGUGCGGCGCUGCGGCAUAUGUGGUCUAUACCUUGAAUCUUUGGGGACCAAUCCUUCGAAUCACCAAUGCUAUGGGUCAGCAGGCUAUAGAUAUUGGAAAGGUAUAUUAUAAUUCAUCGUGUGCACACCCUUCUGCGGCGCAAAAUGCUAAUCCGUGUCUUAGGAACGCCUUCGUGAUAUCGUCGCCGAUCAAAACGUGGCACACCCCGAAGCAGUGGACAGAACUAAAGGCGUUUAUGAUGACAGCGGGAUCAUUAAGCUGCAAACGCUAGAUAGCGAAGGUAGAAGGCGAACUGGAAUCAAGCAGGAAGACGACGACGAGUAGGCCACUAGACAGAUCCUACAGGUGUUUGUGUUGGGGCAUAAUAUUGGGGGGAUGAGAGCUAUGCACGGAGUGGGGGUGUAACUUCCCCUCUUAACCCGCCCUUGUCGUACCUGUCUGGCCUUUUUUUUGCAUUAUUCUGGGGCUUGCCUAUUGUUUUUUUUAUCACCACCACUCUCGGGACUGCUUGCCCGUUGAAGUUGGGUGUAUUGUGUCUUUCUAUCUUUUUUUCCUACAGUGUUGUAUUUUAGCUAUGGAUUGUCACAUUUCUUUUA